Closterium sp. Naga37s-1 is the source of this 777-nucleotide messenger RNA. NCBI's taxonomy places the organism in Eukaryota, Viridiplantae, Streptophyta, Zygnematophyceae, Desmidiales, Closteriaceae. The record is from the annotation of a GenBank genome assembly.
AUGUCUGCAUCUAUUCCGUCCCAUUACAUCGCCACGCCCCUCGCCAAUACCACGCCGAUCUUCGCCACUGGCGCGCCUGUCGCUACGGUCGCGACUGGCACGCCUGUCGCCAAUCCUGUCGCCAAUCCUGUCGCCAAUCCCGUCGCCAAUGUCCCCAUCCCGUCGCACACGCCAACCGCCGGGCCGACGGAGCCGUACGUGGUGGUGGGGCUUCAGUACUGCCUCCCGUACGAGACGGUGCUUAUAUUGAAGGAGAAGAUGUGGUCGCUACACGGCAAAGCGGACGUAUACGACACGCAAGGCCAGCUCUUUUUCAAGACCAAGGACAAGGCGUUUUCGUGGCGGGAUCGCAAGACGAUAUUCAACGCACAGGAUGAGCCCGUCUGCUCGCUGACCAGCAAGGCCUUCUCCCUGCAUGACGUCACCUACCUGUGCCCGGGCGCCAGCGUGGAUAAACGCGACGCGCUGCUCACUGCCCGGAGCAAGUUCUUCUCCUGGAAACCCAUCCUCAAUAUCUUUCUGAAGGGAAACUCCUUUGACAACAAGCCAGACAUUGUUCUCAAAGGCGACUUUUUCCAACACGAGUUCACUAUCACCACAAGCAGCGAGCUUCUGUUGGCGCAGGUGGAGAGAGACAUUUGGUCUGUGAGGGAUUUUCUGAGCGCGCACACAUAUGCUGUGCGCAUCAAGCCGAAUGUCGACAUGGCUCUGGUUUUAGCGCUCGUCGCUAUGGCGGACACUAUCUUUGUUAAUAAGGAGGAUGAUGAUAAUGACUAG